CCCCCCGCCCCCUCUCCAUCUAUCCCUCUCCCCUCUCCCCCUCCUUGCUCCUCCCUCCCCUGCUCUAGCUCCCUCCAUCUCAGUUUAUACCCCGAGGAUUGAGAUGCUCGGCCAGCGGCUUUUCUCCUUCCGGGGCCUUCUUAGCCCAGGUGCGCGUGACACGCUCCCGCGCGCCCUUGCCCAGGGGCCCGGCGCGGUGAUGGCGGCGACGGCGACCGCGGCCCCCGGCGCCUCGGCUCCUGCCCCUCGACGCUACUACUCUUUCGACCCGAACAUGAUGAACCUCAUGAACAAGGACCUGUACAAGAUCGUGGGCGUCUCGUCCUCCGCCUCGAAGGACGAGAUCAAGCGUUCAGUUCGCAAGAAAUCCAAGCAGGUCCAUCCCGAUCUGAACCCCAAUGACCCGAAGGCUGCCGAGAAAUACAACGAGCUCCGUGAGGCGGCCGACAUCCUCACCGACGAUGGCAAGCGCCAGCAGUAUGACGAGUUCAAGAAGUUCGGUGGCAGCCCCGGUGGCGGCUUCGGCGGCUUCGGCGGAGGUGGCGGCGGCGGCGGGUUCAACCCCUUCGGCGGUGGUGGCGGGUUCAAUCCCUUUGGUGGACCCAGCGGGUUCGCCCGAUCUGCCGACGGUUCAACCUACUACAGUGUCAACAACCCGGACGACCUGCGGGACUUCUUCCGCGGAAUGGGCUUCGACUCGAGCGAGGCGGAUUACGACCCGCCUGGGCGCACCCGCCGGCGCAACCGCGGCCCGCAGCAGCAGCAGCAGCAACAGUCGCCAGUUCGGGAACCGCCGCCGGCCCGCCGGCACCCGGUCGGCGCGGAUCUCGGGGUGCCCCUACGUCUGACCUUCCGCGAGGCGGUCCUCGGGUGCAGCAAGGACGUGAAGUUCACCACGACCGUGGAUUGUGUCCACUGCAAGUCCAUGGGGUAUGUCUCGAGCCCCGGGUCUCGGCCUGGGGACGGGGGUUUCCAGUCCUGUCGGCAUUGCGAUGGCAGCGGAGUGACCACUUCCCAGCGGACGGAGCGCGUGGUCAUCCCUCCCGGCACGUCGGACGGGGCCACCAUCAAGAUCCCCGGGGCCGGGCACUUUGGCAAGCCGGCCGGCGACCUGCUGGUGCAGAUCGGCGUCCAGGCGAGCCCCAUCUGGCGCCGGGUGGGCGAGCCCUUCCCCGGGUCGACCCAGGGCCGGGACAUUAUCUCCACCGGGGCCAUCUCCCUGCAGGAGGCCAUCCUUGGAACUGCCCGCACGGUGGACACCCUGUCCGGUCCGUCGCUGGCCAUCCUGGAGCCGGGCACCACGACCGUCCGCCUGCCAGGGCUCGGUGUGCCGGCCCCGAAGGGCGGCUCCGAGCCCAAUGGCGACCACAUUGCCCAAUUUGACAUCGAGCUCCCGCCGGCCGCGCGGUCCCUGACCCAGGAGCAGCGGCAGAAGCUGCUGGAUGUCCUGGCCGAAGUGGGGCUCUCGUCGUAGGCAGCUGUCAAGAAGCGGGCAGGGCGAGGGAACAGGAGAGAGAGAGAGAGAGAGAGAACGCGAGAGAGAUAAACAGCGAGAGACAUGCACAUCCUGGCUCUCGGUCAUUGCUCGAUCUCCUUCUCUAAUUGGCACCUGCGUUGUCCUUCUGCCGGGGGGCGAGCUCAAGCUGGUGCGGCCCCUCGCGGCCCUCUGCAACGCGCCCAGCUCCCGCUACCCGGGCAAACGCCACACAUCAUCCAUCCCGCGCUCCGCCUCAUCCGGCUCUUCUUUAGAGCGUGCUUCUUUGCUUGCGUCGGCCCUUCGAGUCUCCCUCAGUGCUCUUCUUCCUCGGGUGGGUUUGUGUGCGCGCCCGCACGGGACGAGGUCCUUGUCACACUUCCUCACCUCUUCCCUGGCGAACGGCGGCACGGGCUCGCAUCGC
This is a messenger RNA of Fonticula alba, 1898 nucleotides long. RefSeq lists its product as hypothetical. The transcript is spliced from 3 exons. NCBI's taxonomy places the organism in Eukaryota, Rotosphaerida, Fonticulaceae. Gene Ontology annotation, biological process: protein refolding. The coding region runs from base 104 to 1474 and encodes 456 amino acids. The record is from RefSeq and is a predicted model, not a curated record. Gene Ontology annotation, cellular component: cytoplasm.